CCCCACCACUAUACGACGCAACAUAUUUUAUAGAAAGCCAAGCAGCCAAGCAGGACCCCUCAGUCUCCAUCUCUCUUGCUGCUCCAAAAAUGGGUAUAUAGGGAAUCUAUCUUCAAGAACGUUGGAGGUGAAAUUUUCCUCCACGUUUCUUCACUUCUCUGCAAACCCAUCACACAUAAGCAAGCAAAUACUGAAUCAUAAGUUUUAACAGACAAGGAGAGAAGAGAGUUUAGAAUUAUCAGCUUGUGAUACUUUGUUUGAUUUUUAGUUCUAGCUUCUCUGCUAGUGGUAUGGCUUCUUAGUAAGUUUUACAGAGAUGGGGAAGGCUAGCAAAUGGAUCAAAAGCUUCUUGAAUGGGGGGAAGAAAGACAAGGACAAGGACAAGGACAAGGACAAGGAGAAGGAGAAGGAGAAGGAGAAGGAGAAGAACUGUAGUAGUCAGAGUCAACCCUCUUCCAUUGCAAUUGAGAAUCCCACAACACCCAUUACAAAUCCACCUUCCACUCCUAAGGAGAAACGAAGAUGGAGUUUCAGGAGAUCGUCGGCCACAGCUAUGGCUACCAAGGAUUUCAAUUCUACAGAUAUGGUUGUUUCCACCACUGCAACAACAGAUGUAAUGGUGGAAGCUGAGAAUGAGCAGAAGAAGCAUGCCAUGGCUGUCGCCGUAGCUACGGCUGCAGCUGCCGACGCAGCUGUGGCGGCAGCCCAGGCAGCAGCCGCCGUUAUCCGCCUUACCAAUGCUCCUACUCCGGCUAGAACAGUUGUAAUUGAAGAAGCCGCCGCCAUCAGGAUUCAAUCUGCCUUCCGUUCUUACCUGGCAAAGAGAGCAUUAUGUGCGUUGAGAGGAUUAGUGAAGUUGCAGGCGCUGGUGAGGGGUCACCUGGUGAGAAAACAAGCCACUGCUACCCUCCGGUGUAUGCAGGCAUUGAUUAUAGUUCAGGCAAGAGCUCGAGCUCAGCGGCUCCGGAUGGCAGAUGAACCACAACCCAUUACUCAGAGGCAAUCAAUUCAUAGAAAAUCCUCGCAGGACAUCCGGCUGAGACAAUCAUACAGCGAGAUGGAUAGAGGCCUGGAGGAGAACAUUAAGAUUGUAGAGAUGGAUAUUGGCCAACAAAGGGGAACCUCAAAGAGCAGGAAUAGCUACUCUGUUUCUAACCACUCACAAGAACGAAUAGAUCCAAGAUUCUCUGCGUAUUAUCCAAGCAAUAGUGCAAACACAAAGCAAGAUCAAAUCCAGGUCUCACCUGCUCCAUCGGCAUUCAUUGAGAUGAGUCCACGAGCUUGCAGUGGUCAUUUUGAGGAGUAUUCAUUCGCUACAGCACAAAGCAGUCCUCAAUACUAUUCGGCCGUAUCCAAAUUGGACCCAACAAGAGCUCCUUAUGCUUCCCCUCGACAUGAAUAUGCAGACUCUGCAUCCACUGAUUACCCAUUCCAUCCAAAUUACAUGGCCAACACAGAAUCGUCCAGAGCUAAAGCAAGGUCACACAGUGCACCAAAGCAACGACCUGAAUCAUAUGAGAGACAACCCAGCAGGAGGAGGGCAUCAAUGGAAGGAAGAAAUAUUCCCAGGGGUGUUCGGAUGCAGAGGUCAUCUUCACAUGUAGGAUCCACUGCUCAUGGCUUCCAAUAUCCAUGGUCAAUCAAGCUUGAUAGAUCCACUGUGUCACUCAAGGAUAGUGAGUGUGGUUCCACAAGUACAGUGCUGACAAAUACCAAUUACUGCAGAUCUCUUGUUCCAUAUGAGACUUGCAGUUAGUUGCUGCAUUGGGUUUCAGUUAAUGGCUGGUUUCUUCAAAGUCUAAUUUUCCGUUAAAGUUUUCGUAUUUUGUGAGUGAAGCAACAAGGUAACAGAUUCUGAAAGUUCUCAUCUCUUCCCCUCCAAAAUAAAAUUGUUAUUUCUUUGCUAUAAUGGCGGCUCAUCCCUCACCAGUCACCUUCAAAGUUGAAGAACAGUGUGGAAACAGAGGGUGAUGCAAGCUUCAACAGAAGAUUGUUCAGAUUACAGAGUACUUGAAGUAGAUGCAGCUCAAAAUAACCUAUUGUAUUCUUUUGGGAGUUUCAAGUGUCUCAACAGGGGAAUCUUAAUUCAAGAUCCUGUUACAAAGUCCUGGUUUUGCUUUGGGUGUUUACAAUUUUUUUGUUGCUUAGCUUUAAAGAUUCAGGCUAGAUAAUGAUAAGGUGGCCUGCUGACAACUGAACACUAAGCAUGUAAAGAUAAUUCUAAAAAAAAUGAAAAUUUGAACUGAAUUAUGUUCUGCUAAAAGGAUUAUAGUGAGGAAUAUGAAGAAUUAGCCUUGCAUAAA
Molecule: messenger RNA, 2303 nt
Organism: Macadamia integrifolia
Lineage: Eukaryota; Viridiplantae; Streptophyta; Magnoliopsida; Proteales; Proteaceae
Product: protein IQ-DOMAIN 19-like
Exons: 4
Coding region: 317-1756 (479 amino acids)
Molecular function (GO): protein binding
Source: RefSeq, a predicted model, not a curated record